ACUUUUCGAGGGAGGACAGAACUCACAAAAGGAGGACUGUCCUCUCUAAAGGAGGACGGUUGGUCACCUUAAUAAUAUUUUAAUUAUUAAUUGGUACAUUUUGUUGCUUGGAACUAGUUUAUAUUUUAUCUGUGAUUGGCCAGACACUGAAACAAAUUUGGAGACCUAAGUCAUAGUGACCUUGAUAUAUUAUUACUUGUUAUUGAUCAAAUCUGCUUUAAGUUAAUCUACAGCAUAUCUAUAGAACCUUCAUUCUAUUUAUCUUUGAUUUCUUAAAUCAUGUUUUUAAUGAACAUAAGCUGGUGCUUUAUCUUGCCAAAUAUUGGUCGUAGUAUGAGAUUUCAGGGAAUAUUUUUAACUAUAGUUAAAAUUUGGGGUUGAAAUUUGAAUUUAUAGAGCCACAAUGGAUAGCCUCACCCAUUUUUUUGAUUUGUUUUUUUGUCUUUCUCUGAUUAUUGUAUGAGCCAGGUGAAUACUAAUCCUUGGAAAUACAUAUUGUUUAAAUUAUGACCAACAGAUGUGAAGCUAACUCAUUCCCUAGGCUUAACAGAGUUAUUCAGAGAAGGGUGUUAGCAACGCACAGGGUUGGGCACAUUAAACUUGCACUGGAAGAGUCAGCAACCUUAAAGAAAAUAUUGCUAUUGUUCUAGUGAAACAAUAUCUUAGCAACCAUGUUGAGUGUACAUUGCAAAAGACAUGAUACAGUAUAAGAAGUUUCUGUUUUCCCUGUAACCACAGCCUGAACCUCUUGCUGAAGAAAAAAUACAUGGAAACUCAUAACGAAGCUGCAGAGAGAGAAAGGUAACCCAUAUUCAAAAUAAUGUAGCUUACCACCCACAACUUACCUUGGAAUUUUCCCCCAGUGAUGGAAUCUGAUGUGGCUGAUCACAUGACCCGUCUGAAGCUCAAACUCCUUGAAAAGAAAUUAGAAAAUGAACAUGAAAACUUGGAUGACUCUGACUCACCCGUCUCUACAAGAAAUUAUGACAAUUAUGGCUACGCCUUACAAAGUGCACUGAGAAGACGGAAAUAUCUUCUACAGCAGCUCAGAGAACAAAAUCUUUUGGAAGAACUUUCAGUACCACAAGGUUUACCCAGAAUUCAUAAAAAGCCCUUGGAGCCACAUCAUAUCUACCAAAUUCCUCCUCCUCCUCCUCCUCCUUCUCCUCCUCCUCCUCCUCUUCCUCCUCCUGCUCCCCCUCCCCCUCCCCCUCCCCCUAUACCUCAACAACCAAGAAUUAUCCAGCAAACAUUACCACAGCAACCAGCAACCAUAAUUCAACAAAUACCUUCAUAUCAGCCACCACUCAUUACACAGAUUCCAUCUCCACAGUCAUUUUCAGUACCUAGAUCUGGGAAUAUUAAAGAAGAUAUGGUAGAAAUGAUGCUAAUGCAAAAUGCACAGAUGCACCAAAUCAUUAUGCAGAACAUGAUGCUGAAAUCUUUACCACUAACACAUUCACCAGCUAGUGGGUAUGGGGUCCCGAUGCUUCAACAUGGACAACAGCUUACUGCUCCUGUUCCAGUAAGAGUGGAGAAAUCACAACCAUCAACUGUACAUCAUCAUCAUUACACAUCUUUAGGAGCACCAGUUAUUCCUUCUCAAAGUGGCUUCCCCAUAUGGCCACAACUGGAGGGUUUCCCAUCUGAAGUCCAUAAUCUGCCCAUUCCAGUCAAUGCAUCACACACACAAGUCAAGAGUUUGCCACAUGUGCCACCCCACAGACUGCUUGGAUUACCUUCGGGUUUGUAGAUUCCAUAACAACAGUAUAGAAAAGGUGGCUUGCAAAGGGGCAAUGAACACCUGAUUAAAAGCAUUGGAGCUCUCUCAUCUGACACUUCACUGCAGAAAGACAGAAAUUAUGCACAUUUGCUGAGAACACAGGGAUUGCAGCGAGCAUAAAAUUUCCACCUGAUACAGCAGUCUUAUGCAUCAAUUCUAUUUGACCUAUACCAUGUGAUAAAUAAUGUGCACCAUAUCCUGUUCAUUCAUGUCACAGACAUAGAAGAGGAGGAAGAAUGCCAUGGGAAAGAAGGGAAAAGUGCCCGCAUCCAUGGUCAUACUGAAAGCUCAUGCCAGUUAUGGGCUACAUAACAGCAGUCUUAUGAUAAUAUUUAGGAAGUGAUGGAUACACCUUCUUUGUGCAUUGUUCAAUCCACCUACCAACAUUUAACACAGGAUGUCAACAACAGAGCCUUUCACGACAAGGCUGUCUACAGGAGUGGUCCAACUAGGAGUUGAUGGGAAAUCAUUGCUCUAAUUACCCAACAAAGGGAAAGAAGGGGUAGCAUGGAGCACAAUGGCACAAAUCUUCUCAAACAAUGGAAAUAGCUUUGGUCAUACAAAGCGAGUGAUAAAAGUAAGGAAGCCAGAACUGUUGUAAAGGUGCAUUGACUAGGCCGAGGGCAUAAGGUUUGGAACCAGGAGCAGCAAAACAAGCUCUAUGAGACAGAAUAGGAAGAAAAUAGUUGUGGUUUAGCUAGCAAGACUAUCAUCAUAUGCAAAAGAGAAGGGGGUCCCAGAAAUCAAAACUAUUCUGCUGGCUGUUCACAAAGAAAUUCUUCUAUUGCAAAAUAAUAAUAGAGAAGCUAUGAGGCACUCAUAUGUUUUGUUUUGUGCACGUUAAAUAAUUCCGAGUUAUAUGUGCAGAAUGUUCAAAGUUUAAAACUGCUAGGGCUUCUCACCAGGAGUGGCUGGGAGACUUCUUUACUAUCUGAAAACAAUAUUGUUCCUUAUUGUCAAGCCCAAGGCCCAAAACAACAGAGUGAAAUCCAGUUGAGUCCAACUUUUUAUUUGUUUACAUGUAAUAGAAAACAUCUUGCCAGACAAAAGCUAUAAUCUUAUCUAAUAGAUAUACCCUGAGAGAUUCAAGGUACGAUCAUCAGUUCAGGGCUGCACAAGCGCUUAUUUUGGGCUUCUCUCUGUUAUGUCCUGCCUCCUCCUUGGGAAACUGGAGUGCACUUGCCAAGGCCCCUUCUUCAUCAGGUAUGCACAUUCCAUCACACUUGGUAGAUAAUUAAGCAAGUGCUGCAGGAGCCAAUGGUAGAUAUAAAAUUGAUGGUCGUCUGAUAUUUUUGAGUAUAAUUCUCAUCAGUUCCAUAAGCACAAUCAGAAGAAACUUCUGGAACAUACAGAGAUUUAUAAAACUCUGCACAACAGUCAGGUUCCUGGACACAUGAGUGAACCUUUCCCCUCCCUUACUGUUUUAUUAACGGAGGCAAGCAUCUCAGCAACUCUUGUCCAACUGUUUUAGGUUAUCUGUUUCAUAUACCAUGACAACAGUAUCCACGUCAAUAAGACUUAGCUAGAAUAAAGAGGCCACCGGUCUUUUAGCUACACACCCUUUGCCCUAAAGGUAGUUUAUGCAGGGUUAGGGUUAGGGUUUGGGAGGUUCUGGUUUCUUCAUGUUUAAACUGUUUAAUGUUUAAACAUCAAUAAUCCUUUCUGAAUCUUUCCCCUCAAAUGGCUUGAAAUUGUUUUUUUUUUUGUUCAUGACCUUUUGCUACCAAAACCAGCAACAAAAUCAGGCAGUUGUUAAGUGAGAUUUGCUCCAUCUUAUGACCUUUUUUGCCACAGUUGUUAAAUUACUGCAGUUAUUAAGUGAAUCAUAGUCAUUAAGUGAAUCUGGCUCCGCCAAUUGACUUUGC
Molecule: messenger RNA, 3648 nt
Organism: Crotalus tigris (Tiger rattlesnake)
Lineage: Eukaryota; Metazoa; Chordata; Lepidosauria; Squamata; Viperidae
Gene: CUNH21orf58
Product: chromosome unknown C21orf58 homolog
Exons: 9
Coding region: 866-1753 (295 amino acids)
Source: RefSeq, a predicted model, not a curated record